GGGUGUGGCACUAUUGCUUUUUCCAAGGUUCAAGUUUGGUUUGACUCACAGUAAGGACCAAACUUUCGAAAUUUCGGACAAUUUUGCACUCUCUCUGGGCUCAAACUCUGAUUUUUGAUGCGGCUGCGACACGCCUAGGGUAACCAGCGCGAUGCCGAAGGAAAAUUCGUCAAAGGUUUUCCGUCUCAAGUGGGACAACCACCUGCAGAACCUGAGUUGUUUGUUUGACGCGCUGCUGGAGGAGCAGAAGUUCGUGGAUGUCACUCUAUGCUGCGACGGUGGUAUGCUCAGGGCGCACAAGAUCAUUCUUUCCUCCUGCAGUCCGUUCUUUGACGUCCUGCUGAGGGAUCACCCCUGUAACAACCCUAUCAUCGUAAUGAAUGACGUGCCCCUGGCCGAGAUGAAGAAAGUUCUUGAGUACAUGUAUAAGGGCGAGCUGAACGUCGUCCAGGACGAGAUUGAGUCGUUUGUGGAAACGGCAACCAUGCUGGCCGUCCGAGGACUCUCCGAUAAGUUGCUUGGAAGAGACAAGCAAGACGAGAGCAAUCUCGAAGAGGAGGAGGUCUUCGAUCCUGAAGUGGAGGAGAUGGACGAUAAGGAUGACGACACCCCGCCUGGACUGGAACUCUUCCCCAAUGAUGACUUAAACGGACUGGAAAUCUUACCCAUACCUAACUCGUACGCCAGCUCAAGUUUGAGCACCGACUCCAAGGACUCGACUUCGAAUAAUUUGCUCGUCUCACUUUUGCAGGGAAACAAUGAUGUGACUCUUUCCAAGAAAUCCUCCAAUAAACCUUUGGCCAAUUCCAUGAUCGAGCAACUCAUGGUGGAUGUGAAACCUGAACCCUUUAGUUUGGACCCCACAGCUGAUCUCUUGGGAUUUCAAGGACUGCACCAUUUGGACAGCGCUUUUGAUGAAGACGAAGACCCGGCAAAUCUACCCAUGGACCAGGACGCAAAGCUGACACAGCCCCAGCAAGACUCAACCUCGGAAUUCCGCCCCUUUAAGUGUGAUUUCUGCCACCUGGCAUUCUUCAGGUCGGCUCACUUGAAGCGGCACCGCAGACUGCACACCGGCGAGAAACCUUACGAGUGUGAAUUGUGUGGCAAAAGUUUCGCCCGCCAAGACAAACUUAAGCAGCACGUGUUGCGGCACGGACCAACCGGCGCAGCCGUGCUGCAAAACAAAAUCGCUGCCAAACUCAAAGUACCUGCGGCCGGUCCAGUUCGACCGGUGAGGAGCAUUGCCCCACGGCCAACUUCAGACUCUUCAAUGUUUGUGGCCAGUUCGAGUUCAUCGUCGCAGCCGCAAGCGUCGACAGAAAGACUGCUGAGGUCAGUGCAGGACCUCGGUGAAUGUACAAUUCAGCCGUGUCCUCCACAGGCUCGGCAGUGAGUUUUAGUGCAAAGUGAAUAACCAAGGACAAAUAAAUUUGACGGACUUGUGAAAAGACUUGAAUUGCUAGUCUGCUAAACUCGAUUGAGUUUUUGUUUUUAAUUACAUAGACUCGUAUGUUUACUUCGUUAGGAUUUAUAAUGUUUAUCUACUGAGCUUUUAUAUUAUUUUGUUUGAUAAGUUUUUUUAGUGUCGUACGUAGCCGCAAUUUGCCAAUCUUGUACAAGGCAGAAUGGGAAGAGAUAGUGUUAUACUUGAGUGGAUGUAUUUCCUUGAGCAUGUAAGUAGCGUGUUGUCUCUUGUGGUAAAAAACUUUAUUUGGGCAUACUUGAAAAAUACUCAUGUUUGCUGUUUUGAUUGGAAGUAUGCCAUUGCUGCAUAGUAUGUUUAAUGUGUCAUAAAAAUCACUCAUAUCAGCUGGCUUUAAUUAUUUUUUGUAAAUAUUAACCUGGAAAAAUUGAAACAGAAAACAUUCAAAAUACUUAAUAUGUUCGAGGGAUGUUUCUCUUUUCAGUGUAUCCAACCAAAAAAAUGCAAUAGAAUCCUCAAGGUGUUGAAUAAAAUGUUGAAAUGCUAAAUGCACAGAAAUCAAUCAACUUAUUU
Molecule: messenger RNA, 1999 nt
Organism: Neocloeon triangulifer
Lineage: Eukaryota; Metazoa; Arthropoda; Insecta; Ephemeroptera; Baetidae
Product: zinc finger and BTB domain-containing protein 14-like
Exons: 3
Coding region: 152-1396 (414 amino acids)
Biological process (GO): regulation of transcription by RNA polymerase II
Cellular component (GO): nucleus
Molecular function (GO): protein binding
Source: RefSeq, a predicted model, not a curated record